Messenger RNA from Hibiscus syriacus, 2671 nucleotides. Its product is annotated as receptor-like serine/threonine-protein kinase SD1-7. Gene Ontology annotation, biological process: recognition of pollen; protein phosphorylation. Gene Ontology annotation, molecular function: protein serine/threonine kinase activity; ATP binding. Bases 185 to 2671 code for a protein of 828 amino acids. NCBI's taxonomy places the organism in Eukaryota, Viridiplantae, Streptophyta, Magnoliopsida, Malvales, Malvaceae. The record is from RefSeq and is a predicted model, not a curated record. The transcript is spliced from 7 exons.
UUGGUUUCUCAUCAAUGGAUGAUAGAUACCUUCCAUAGACAUUUUGUAAAGCAGAUGAUACCACGGUAGCUAAACGAUGGAGCUUCAAAUUUUAGAGAAUCAUAUCUCAUCAUUUAUCUGACACGGUUGUUAUUGCCGCCAUCUCGCCGUCAUUGUUGUAUUCCGACCACUUAUCAGUAACAAAAUGAUUUUUUCGACAACCCGAUUUUCAUAUCCUUUUAUUCUGCUGAUGUUCUCAAGUCAUGUCUUGAUAUACUCUGAGGCUGCAAUGGACACAAUCACACCAGGCCAUUACCUGAAUAGCUCAGCAACAAUUGUUUCUGCUGGUGAAAUGUUUGAGUUAGGAUUUUAUCAACCUACGAAUUCAGUGAAUUACUAUAUGGCAAUCAUGUACAAGAAUAUCCGGGAAGAUCGAGUCGUUUGGAUAGCGAACCGGGAUUAUCCGGUUACCGCUUCGGCCUUUUUCUACAUAGGUGACGACGGCAACCUUGCGAUUAGGCAAGGUAGGAUCAUUUACAUGGUGACAGAUUUGAAAUUAGCCAAUGCAAACGUGAGUGCUACAUUGCUUGAUUCGGGAAAUCUUGUUUUGAGAGAUGAAAAUUCUAGCAUCUUAUGGCAGAGCUUUGAUUUCCCUUCCCACACUUUCUUGCCCGGGAUGAAACUCGGAUACGAUACGAGGAUCGGGAAAACUUGGUCAUAUACCUCAUGUCGGAGUUAUAAUGACCCGAGUCCUGGAAAUUUUACCUUCCAAUUGGAUCCCGGACCUGAGAAGCGGCUCGUGAUCUUGAACGGAGAUGAGAUAUACUGGAGAUCAACUAGGCCAUGGGGAGAUGAAUCCAGGCUUUUCGAAUUCCCUCGUGAAACAAAGAUGGACAUGUACAACUUCAACUUUGUUUCCGAAUCCGAUACAUCUUAUCUCACGUACCAACUCUAUAGAACAGACAUGGUUAGUCGGUUUACGCUUCAUGCAACUGGACAGUUGAGACAAGUCCUAUGGUUAGACAACGAAUGGACUUUGUUGAACAGUCAACCGAGAGAAGAGUGCGACCUAUACGCUUACUGUGGAGACAAUUCGAGCUGCAGCAAAGUUUCAUUACCGUUUUGUAGCUGUUUACCUGGAUUCGAGCCAAACAAGGCUGAGCUUUGGAACAAUGGAGAUUUCAAAGAAGGUUGCUUUAGGAAAAAUGAAUUACAGUGUGGCAUUGAACGUCCGGGGACUGCAGAGGAUGGAUUUCAAGAGCUUUCUAAUGUAAAGUUGCCCAAAAAUCAGCGAACUCAAGUGGUUCAAAGCAUUGGUGAAUGCAGGUCAGCUUGCUCCAGUAACUGCUCGUGUUCUGGUUUCUCAUAUACCAAUCGGAAUUGCUCGAUAUGGUGCGGCAGUCUCAUCAAUUUGCAGCAACUUCCAGCUGAUGACAAUUCCGGAACAGAUUUUUAUCUCAAACUGGCAGCUGCAGAUUUGGGGACUAACAAAAGCACAAGAAAUAUUAGGAGAGCAAUUAUUGAGAUAACGACAAUUUCUAUGACAAUUUUUGGUUCAGCGUUGUUCAUUUGGCAAGUGAAGAAGGGAAGAAAUAAGAGAAAAGGGCAAGACCUACUAACAUUUGAUGUUACAAUGAGUCCAGCACAUGCCGAAAACAAACAAUCUAAACCAAGACGACAGGUAGAACAUGAAAAGGAAGUGGAAAUUCCAUUGUUCAGUUUUUCAAGCGUAUCCGCUGCAACAGAUAACUUCUCCUUCUCAAAUAAACUUGGAGAGGGUGGUUUUGGCCCUGUUUACAAGGGAAAAUUACUGAAAGGGGAUGAAGUAGCUGUUAAAAGGCUGUCGAGAAAAUCUGGGCAGGGUUGGGAUGAGUUAAAGAACGAAGCAAUGCUAAUCGCCAAACUCCAACACAAGAAUCUUGUGAAGCUUCUUGGUUGCUGCAUUGAAGGGGAUGAAAAGAUUCUAAUCUACGAAUAUUUGCCCAAUAAGAGCUUAGACUCUUUCCUCUUUGCUACCAAUGCAAUCUUCACUCUACCAUGGGAAUCUCGAGUUCGAAUCAUCCAAGGGAUUGCUCAAGGCCUUCUUUAUCUCCAUGAAUAUUCCAGGGUUCAAAUUAUUCACAGGGAUUUGAAGUCCAGCAACAUUUUGUUGGAUGAGUAUAUGAACCCGAAAAUUUCAGACUUCGGGAUGGCUAGAGUUUACGGAGGCACACAACAAGCAACCAAUCGGAUUGUUGGAACUUAUGGUUACAUGGCUCCGGAGUAUGCUUCGGAGGGCGUCUUCUCAGUGAAAUCAGAUGUAUUCAGCUUCGGAGUUUUGUUGUUAGAGAUUUUAAGUGGCAAAAAGAACACCCGUCUCUAUCUCGGCAAUUCUGUCAAUCUUAUUGGAUAUGCAUGGGAUCUAUGGACAAGCGAUAAGCCACUGGAGUUGAUGAACACUGACCUGCAAGGUAAGUAUUGUCCAAAUGCAGCUAUUAGAUACAUUAAUACUGCACUCCUUUGUGUCGAGGACCGAGCAGCCGACAGGCCGACCAUGUUGGAUGUCGUCAUGAUGUUGGACAACAAACUCGCCAUUAUACCUUCUCCGGUGCGACCGGCUUUCUGGAAUGUCGGAAGUAGAUUGGAUUUGAGUCAGAGGAACCAAGAGAUAUCCGAGAAUAAACUAACAAUGUCGGUGCUUGUCCCUCGAUGA